AUGACACAGGAAUACUUUCGCAUAUUCGAAGCGCACAUUGCCGCGCACGGGAUGCCGGCAACGUAUAAUGAUAUACCCCUGGAGCUUCAGCGAAAAUUGAUUGCGGACCGGCAGAAGCACGAGCGCAGAGGGAAACAGGCGUCGAUGUCUAGUUCUCGUAUGGCGCCCAUCAACAUCACUAACGUAUUGCCUAGCCAGCCUCAGCACAUGUCACAUGUCGAAGGUGAGAACGGUCAGUUGACGUCUAGGUAUCAUUCAGACGCAGCAGGACUCCAGCAACUGGAAUUUCCUGGGCUUCGCGAUGAUGCGUUACGAGAAUACGCCACCUGGCAGCAAUCGAGGGUCCGGGAUCCUUUGGUUAAAGCUGGCUUCGAAAAAGCUUACGAUGUAGCGUUGAAGGAGGGUCUUUUUUUGGAAUCCAUCUACGAAGAACCAAAUCCUAGUGUCUUUAUUCAUAAAGGUGUGCCGGGGGGCGUUGCUUGGUAUUUCUGUCGCCGUAAGGAUAUUGAAAACUUUUAUUACGGCAACAAACGUAUGAGACUGGACGGAGGCGACGACGGAAGUUGA
Molecule: messenger RNA, 567 nt
Organism: Cladophialophora immunda
Lineage: Eukaryota; Fungi; Ascomycota; Eurotiomycetes; Chaetothyriales; Herpotrichiellaceae
Exons: 1
Coding region: 1-567 (188 amino acids)
Source: RefSeq, a predicted model, not a curated record